GUGGGAUUCUGAGCUUCACUUCAUCCCAAAUUCAGUCAGCUAAAAAUUCCCAAGCGUGGCUGUUAAAUCUCAUAAGAAUGGAGAACGCUACGCUUUCUGUGAAACAAAAGCCGGCAUUCACACUGAAGAGAUUUCAUAUUUCUGAAGACUAUGGUUUCCUUCUUCCAAAUCCACUGAAAGAACUUCCUCCUUUCUAUAGUCCAUGGAUGGAGAUUGCUCAUCAGUUAGUUUACUUAAUUGAGAGCCAUCAACUUCGUUUCCAGGUCAACAAGAUGCCUCUACUAAGCUGCCAGUACCUCCAAGGCCACCGAGAACUCUAUUUGGCCCACCUGGUCCUCAGUUUCAUCACGAUGGGCUACGUCUGGCAGGAAGGCGAAAAAGAGGUCCCCAAGAUCUUGCCACGAAACCUGGCCAUCCCUUUUGGAGAAGUCUCUGAAAUGCUAAGUCUGCCUCCAAUCCUGGUCCACACGGAUUUUGUUCUGGUGAACUGGAAGAAGAAAAAUCCCCAGGGGUAUUGGAAAGAUAAUCCUGCGUUACCUGAAGGGUUGCUGUACGAAGGCCUUUGCGAACAGCCUCUGGCAUAUUCUGGAGGAAGUGCAGCUCAAAGCUCCACCCUGCAUGCCUUCGAUGAGCUGCUUGGUAUCCAACAUCAGAAAGAGAGUGCGGCAUUUUUGCACAGGAUGAGAAAAUACAUGCCUCCUCACCAUCAAGCCUUCAUUGAAGAAAUCCGGUCUGUCCCUCGACUGAAGGAUCAUGUCUUAUCUUCUGGAAACCAAGACCUUCAGACCCUGUAUAACAUGUGCGUGGCUGCUCUUUCUGAACUAAGGACCUACCAUAUCACCAUGGUCACCAAGUACAUCCUCAUAGCAGCCAAAAAAGCCAAGAACAACGUUUCUCAAACCACAAGCCCUCCAUCGUUCCUAGAAGGGGUAGGGACUGGGGGUUCGCGGAUUCUGAAAUUCUUAAAAAGUGUCCGAGACACAACAAAAGACGCUAUGAUACAACUCUAA
Thamnophis sirtalis is the source of this 1010-nucleotide messenger RNA. The record is from RefSeq and is a predicted model, not a curated record. Lineage: Eukaryota; Metazoa; Chordata; Lepidosauria; Squamata; Natricidae.